AUGGCGAGGCAAGGUCGGCCUGCGUCUGAGAGCUACCAGUCAGUCUGCUAUUCAGGAAGUCCGUCUGUCUCUUUAUCCAGCGGAUCUGAGAUUGUCGGACUGGACGAUGAGGAUGAUCAGGCGCCCAUCUUCUCCCUCUCAAAGAGCUCCAUGGAUGUGGUCAUGGCUUCAGGCCUGCCGCACAAGCGUGAUCCAGCCUGGGCCAGAACGGACCUGAGACGCAGCUCCAGCACCAACACCCACUCUGAGCAGAACUCUGUGACGCUCCAGCAGCUUCACCCUCAGAUGUGGCAGCACAUCAACGCCGCCAACAGCCAACAGUUGUGUCUCUCAACCCAAAAUGUGGACAUGCACAGCCCUCCGGUCCUCAGCGAGCGCUGGAUCACUAACAUGCAGCGCUGGAGCGGAUGCAGCACACAGAGCCGCAGCAGUACCCCAGAUACAAUCGUAUGGAAAGAGGGGAACUCGUGCCCGUCUGGUCUUACCCAAGAAACUGCUUGCUCAGCUGUAAUCGAGUCCCCUGUAUUCAAACCUAUGUCCUCACCAACCACGCCCUCCGCCUUCACAUCCCCCCUGCUCACACAGACUUUAGCUAUUUCUUCUUCUUCACUACUUAGUGCUCAUCAGCAGAAAGACGUACCUGAGACUUUGCUGACUUCCACCUCCUCCCCUUUGCCACCCAACUCCCCAAAUCUCCACUACCUCACCAGCACACAGGACGAGAGAUCCCUGGAGAAUAGCAUGCUUGCUUUUACAUUCCCCUCCCCGGUGCCGUCAUAUGUCAGCAUAUCAGAAGAGGGAGGCGCCCCAUCAGAUGCUGGAAGCUUUGUUGAUGAUGUGAUAGAGACACUGCGAAGUCCUGGAGCCACACAGUCAUUGGAGUGUGGAGGAGUGAGGAGUCCAGUGCAAGUGCUAAGCCACCUCAGGCACGAUUCCUGUCUCUCUUCAGGGCUACGCAGUCCUGGAAGCUCAAGGUUAUCAGACGGUGGAGAAAUGAGAAGCCCAAUGCAAACUGGUUACCUACUACCCAAUUCUUGUCCUCCCUCAGAGGCACAGAGUCCCAGAGGCACACUUUUAUCAGAGGGCGAAGAGAUGAGAAGCCCAAUGCAAAGGUUUGGCCACCCCACCCCUGACUCUUGUUCUUCUCCCGAACUACAAAGUCCUGGAGGAACACAGUUUAGCUUUCCAAAGCCAAUCUCCCCAAUGGAGAGGCAAGAAUCAGGAAGUGGGACAUUAGUUUGCCAUCUUGAGCUGCCGUGCCCACCAGCUGAGAGUUUGUCUCCAGGCCAAAGCAGGAGGUUACCUCUGGUUUAUUCCUUGAGCGACUCCCAGUUGGGUGAAAGCUGCAGGUGCAGCUCGAACCUGAGAGAAGGCAUCACGAAUGCUCCAAAGGUCAAUGUCUUUCGCCGGGGGGGUGCAAUGACUCCAAAUCUGGGGAUGGUGGAUGCGGCUGUGCAGACAGUCUUUCCACUCAGCUCUUUCUGGGGUAUGAGGAACACUUCCAACUCCAACAUGGGCUCUCACUCUCUCUUGGGUUCACCACCAGGAUCAAGACUAAACCUUAAAUCCUCAGUGGGGUCAAACUCUAAUCUGGUGUCCCCAUCUUCUAGCAUGUUCCCAGUUAGCAGCGAAGAGGAGGGGGAGGGACAUGAGGAUGACCCAACAUGGGAGACUGACUCUCCCAUGCACAAUCCAGAGAGAAGGAGGUCAUGUCUGAAGAUUCAGGGUGAAAUAAGGGACAAACUUCGUAGAAGGAGCAGCAUGAAGCAGGUUCAGUGGGACGAGGAAGGGAUGACGUGGGACAUUCAUGGAGCAUCUGUGGACCCUGUGGUGCUGAGCACAGCCAUCCAGAAGCACCUGGAUCUCAAGAACAGCCCCCAACCCGCCAAGAGUCCAUCAAAGAAGAAGAGGAGAGCACCAAAGCCUCCUCUCAUAUCCAACGUAGUGAAGGCCAUGACCCCAGAACUUAAUCCACCUGGGUUGAUCAUUUCAUCGGCUUGUAUGGUGGAGCCAGAGAGCGAAGACCCACCAGAGACUGAGAAAGAGGGCCGGGUGCUGGGGAAAGGAUCAGGCACAAAGGAGGACAGCACAGAAAUAGUACGAAGAGCAAGCAAGGCAGAAGCAUUUGACGGAGAGGAGGAGGAGGGGUGCGGAGAGGACAGCUCCAGCCAUGCCAAGUCACCCACACACGGGAACGGACAAGGUCGCAAGAAGAGCGUGAUCAGGUCGCUGAGGCCCGGGUGGUGUGGAGGCUCGAGAAAAGUAGAUGACUGA
Molecule: messenger RNA, 2274 nt
Organism: Xyrichtys novacula (pearly razorfish)
Lineage: Eukaryota; Metazoa; Chordata; Actinopteri; Labriformes; Labridae
Source: the annotation of a GenBank genome assembly